Messenger RNA from Olea europaea var. sylvestris, 1324 nucleotides. RefSeq names its product transmembrane protein 56-B-like. Lineage: Eukaryota; Viridiplantae; Streptophyta; Magnoliopsida; Lamiales; Oleaceae. The transcript has 9 exons. The coding region runs from base 261 to 1067 and encodes 268 amino acids. Gene Ontology annotation, cellular component: membrane; endoplasmic reticulum. Gene Ontology annotation, biological process: lipid homeostasis. The record is from RefSeq and is a predicted model, not a curated record.
ACAAAAUUACUGGCACAAUAUCUCCGCCAACGGAAUUGUCCAUUUUUAUUUUUUCUUUUCCCUAAAGAAAUGCAAGAUUUUUCCAAUUUUGUAGCUACUAUAUCUUAAUAUAUCUACGUACAAAAAUUACUUGAUCACUUUAAACACUGUGGCACUAAUGGUAAUUCUGCUCUAAUUCAUAUUUGCUCUGCAGACUUUGACGUUUUUCUUUUUCUGGUAACGUACGUGCAUCGCAUCGUCUUAGAUUCUGGAAAGUGAAGAUGUGGGAUUUAGAAAUAACACUGGGAUCGAUAAAUAUUGAUGGGCAUGCUACUCCAAGCAGAAUAUUGAACUGGUUGUCAUCUAUUUUUGCUGGUAUUUUGAUGUGCAAAAUUGUUUAUGACUUAACAGGUACGAUAAGCACUUCGUUCUUCAAGGGAUAUAGCAAACUUAAUCGUAAUGAGAGGCUUGACUGGAAAAACAGGGGGUUCUCCACGUUCCAUGCCAUCCUUGUUGCAGCUGGUUCUCUGUAUCUCUUACUUGGGUCACGUGUUUUUGAUGGUGCUCAUGACUUUAAUAUAAACAUGACAUCAACUUUAUCGGACACCAUAAUGGGGGUUUCCAUCGGCUACUUUAUCUCGGAUUCAGCAAUACUUCUUUAUCACUUUCCUGUUUUAGGUGGUCUGGAGUUUGUCUUACACCAUGGACUCUCUUUGUAUUCAAUCAUUCUAUCACUUCUGAGCGGUCGAGCACAAAUCUAUAUUCUGAUGGUUCUCUUUUCUGAAUGCACAACUCCUUUUGUCAACCUAAGAUGGUAUCUUGAUGUUGCUGGCCAGAAGAAUUCCAAGCUUUACAUCUUCAAUGGCGUGGCUUUGUUCUUUGGGUGGUUGGUUGCAAGGGUUCUUCUAUUUGUGUUCCUUUUCUACCACAUGUUUAUCCAUUUUGAUCAGGUCAAGAAAGUGUUUCCAUUGGGCUUUUACAGCUUGCUUACAGUAGCUCCUCUGUUGGCAUUAAUGAACGUGUUCUGGUUUUGGAAAAUCGCCAAUGGUUUGGUAAAAACCUUGAACAAGGCUAAACACAGUCAGUAGAAUUCUCUUUCUAGCUUAUGAAUAUACAUCUAUGUGUUUGACUAGCGCAAAUGUAGUUUUAUUCUUUUCGCUAUUAUGAGCCUCAACGUACAAGGAUAUAGCUUAGAGUGUGUAAAACUAGUGCAGGGAUAACAAAUAUUUUAGCAUGCAUUGUCGAAAUUUUUUAGAGAAACCGUAUCGUGUAACUGAAAAGUUUGUUGCAGCUUCAUGUAAAUUGAUACUUUGAAAUGCCAGAAAUUCAGAUUAAGAUUGUUGGG